Molecule: messenger RNA, 2444 nt
Organism: Grus americana (Whooping crane)
Lineage: Eukaryota; Metazoa; Chordata; Aves; Gruiformes; Gruidae
Gene: NUBP1
Product: NUBP iron-sulfur cluster assembly factor 1, cytosolic
Exons: 11
Coding region: 1289-2329 (346 amino acids)
Biological process (GO): iron-sulfur cluster assembly
Cellular component (GO): cytosol
Molecular function (GO): ATP-dependent FeS chaperone activity; ATP binding; 4 iron, 4 sulfur cluster binding
Source: RefSeq, a predicted model, not a curated record
CACUGGUUUAAUCCUAACGGCGUUGCGAGAACUUUACACACAGGUAACAGGAAAAUGAAGGGAAGGUGAAAAGAUUGUCAAAGAUCUUGGAAAAACAUUUUCCUCCUCAUAAGACUAGAUGUGGUUCUGCGAUUUAGGGCUCAUUUCUAUGCAGAUUGGAAGCAUUUUGAGGCAGGAGUUGUCUUGCUGAGUGUUGGUAAGGUUUUCCCUGUUGGGGAUUCUCAGCUGGGUGACUGUUUUCCAAUUGCAGCUUACACACAGCUUUUAGUCAGGGCCACCGUCAGUUUGUGCUGGGGUGAUGAGCAGUGCGAGGAAUAACCACCGAUGUUUGCAAGCUGUAAUUCAGCUCUUAGGCUGUGAUGUUAGGAAUGGAAGAGAGGACAGAGCCGUGCUCGGGAACAGCCUGGUCAGAGGCAGAAAGGGAGCAGCGACGGGGAUAAGGUGGCCAGUGCUAUGGUCCAGAUUACAUCACAGGCUGGCACAUGCUUCCUCGGUUUGGAAAAUUAAUUUAUUAUUACUUUAUUUCAUUAUUUUUUACGUACUGAAUGCAGUGGCUAUCUGAUUGCUCAGAAGUUGAUUGGACAAUUUCAGGUAGAAUAAUCUUCCCAGUGAAUGCACCCGUUACAUUAAUAUAAAUUGUCUACCAGCAAGGUACAGAAAUUAGUAUAUUCAAGAUUACUAUGAAAUAUAGCAAUGGCAUGAUUUUACUGAAAUUAUAUACCACCUAGGUAUAAAACUUCUGAACUACAGAAGUAAAGUGUGUUAAUCUGUAGUGCUUUCCUUGACAGCGGUACAAUGCUGUGCUACGAGGUAAGCUGACCCAACUCUUUGAGUACAUCCCCUUCUAGCGGCUGACCGGGGUGAACCGCACGAUCCCCCAUGGGUUAGCUCGUAGGAGAUGCAGAGAUCUUGAUUAACAUAACAUUUUGGCGCUGAAAUAGCUUCGCGGCACUGUUGUCAAUUGCUUGUAUCUGAUGCAGUUCUAGCGAAGAAAUUUCAGCGUAGCUUCAAAACCACGCCGCAGGCAGGACCGGUUCUCAUUCGGCUCCUCUGCCACCCACCCGCGCGGGUCUCUCGGGAACCGACAUGCCCAGGGCGGUGCUCGCAGCCCGCCGAGGGGUGCCCGGCAGAGCGCGGCCCCGCACGGCUGCGUGCCGAGACGAGCCCGGCUGGCCCCGCGCUCCCCGGGCAGGGCGCAGCCGGCGGCUGUUACGGGAGCGCAGCGCUGCCCCCCGCCCGCUCGGACCCGCCCCGAGCGCCCCCUGGCGGCAGCGGCUGUCGCCGGCGCAUGCGCACGCGGCUCCCUUUCCUAGCCCCGCCUCUUUCGCGCCCGGCGGAGGUGACGCAUAGCGGCGCUAUGGCUGAGGUGGCGGCCGGGCCGCGGCCGGAGGACUGCCCAGGGACCAGCAGCGCCCAAGCGGGCAGCGCCGCCGCCUGCCAGGGCUGCCCCAACCAGAGGCUCUGCGCUGCCGGCGCCGCCGCCCCGGACCCGGCGGAGCUGGCCGAGCUGCGGGAGCGGCUGCGCUCGGUGAAGCACACGGUGCUGGUGCUCUCCGGCAAGGGCGGCGUGGGCAAGAGCACCUUCAGCGCCCUCCUGGCUCACGGGCUGGCGGCGGACGAGGCCAAGCAGGUUGCUCUGCUGGACAUAGAUAUCUGUGGGCCGUCAAUCCCUAAAAUGAUGGGUCUGGAAGGAGAGCAGGUUCAUCAGAGUGGAUCUGGAUGGUCUCCAGUGUAUGUUGAAGAAAACUUAGGUGUCAUGUCCGUGGGGUUCUUGCUUAGUAGUCCUGAUGAUGCUGUCAUCUGGAGAGGACCAAAAAAAAAUGGGUUGAUCAAACAAUUUCUUCGUGACGUGGACUGGGGUGAAAUCGACUACCUGAUUGUAGAUACGCCUCCAGGGACGUCAGAUGAGCACUUAUCCAUUGUGCAGUAUCUCAGUGCAACGCACAUAGAUGGUGCUGUUAUAAUCACAACCCCACAGGAAGUAUCGCUUCAGGAUGUUCGGAAGGAGAUCAAUUUCUGCCAUAAAGUGAAACUGCCAAUCAUAGGUGUUGUGGAAAAUAUGAGUGGCUUUAUAUGUCCAAAGUGUAAGAAUGAAUCUCAGAUUUUUCCCCCAACUACUGGAGGUGCAGAGAAGAUGUGCCAGAACUUAAAUGUUUCCCUCCUGGGUAAAGUGCCUCUAGAUCCUCAAAUAGGCAAAAGUUGUGACAAAGGCCAGUCCUUCUUGUCUGAAGCGCCUGAGUCUCCAGCUACAUUAUCUUACAGAAGCAUCAUUCAAAGAAUUCAGGAAUACUGUGAUCAACAACAUUUUCAAGAAGAAAAGAUCAUCUAAUCUAUGAAUGGAAUAAAGAUGUAGCUCAUGUUUAAUUAUAGAAUAGUAACUUAUGCCUUGAUUUAAUAGAAGGAAUGUAUUUUUUUUAUAUUGCAAAUAAAUUCUUAAUAUAAAA